AUGUGUGACAAAGGCAGAGGGAUGUGUAUAUGUGAUGGAUGUAAAGCUUAUUUUUGUACGCGACAUUUCAAUGAGCAUCGUCAACAAUUGUCAAUGCAAUUUGAUCGUGAUGUGGUGAAAAUUCACGAUGAUCUUCUUGAACAAAUUCAUUCAGUCAAACAACCAAAUAUUGUUUCUGAUGAUCUUUGUGCUCAAAUUGAUGAUUGGGAAACAUCAACGAUCGUGAAAAUAAAAAAAGUCGCUCAACUCGCUCGUCACCAAGUCAUUCAGUUGUUCAGUCAAGAAACGCAAUCAUUGACGGAAAAUUUGGGAACAGUGGCAGAUGAGAUUCGCACUCUACUCAAAGAAGAUAGCUUUGCCGAAGACGAUAUUGAACGAUUGCAAUUGAAGCUCAAUCAACUUCAAAAAUCACUCGAUCAACAAAGUCAGACAGAGAACGUAAAGCUAAUUAUCGACGAUAGAAUAGAUUGGAAUCGUCUGAUUUAUGCUGAGAAACAAAAAGGUAAAGAAAAAAAAUCAUCAGCAAUAGAAAUUUGUUUUCCACUAUCGAGCAUCCUAUUCAAUGAAAAAGGACAUUUUUACUUUCGAAUAUCUAUUGCUUUAUAG
Molecule: messenger RNA, 606 nt
Organism: Rotaria sp. Silwood2
Lineage: Eukaryota; Metazoa; Rotifera; Eurotatoria; Philodinida; Philodinidae
Source: the annotation of a GenBank genome assembly